Molecule: messenger RNA, 1437 nt
Organism: Cylicocyclus nassatus
Lineage: Eukaryota; Metazoa; Nematoda; Chromadorea; Rhabditida; Strongylidae
Source: the annotation of a GenBank genome assembly
AUGAGAAGGAAUAUUCGUUUGCCAAUUGGAAGUGUAUGUACUUCAAACAUCCUCAGCUUGAAUUUUCAUCGUCCAAUGAUGCUGCUUAUUCUGUUCUACUUGAUUACCAAAGCUGCUGCAUUCUCUUCGCAUGUACAAGAAGAGGUGUUACCAAUAGGUCCACCAAUCCCUGUAAAUCCACGGGUGAUGAAACCAAACGACAAAUUGAUCAUGGUCCAAGUAGUUUGGAGACAUGGUGAUCGUGCUCCCACUAUGACAUAUCCUACAGACAAACAUCAAGAAGAUGCUUGGCCAAAUGGUUGGGGCGAACUAACACCUCUAGGAAUGAGACAACAGUAUGCCCUCGGGAGAGUUCUGCAUAAAAGAUAUAUCAAUUCUACAGACCCGCUUUUGAGCAGAAGAUAUGGAUCAAAGGAGAUCUACAUUCGUUCAACUGAUGUAAAUCGCACGCUCAUCUCGGCCUACGCCAACCUUGCCGGUAUGUUCUACGAGGGCGAGCCAGGCAAAGACUUUCCUGAAUUUGGAAACUGGCCUCAUGCGUGGACGCCUAUCCCAGUACACACAUUGCCGGUAAAGGAGGAUCAUGCCGGCAACGUGUUUGCCCCAUGUCCGCGUGCUGACCAGUUGGACGAGCAACUAAGAAGCAGCAAAGAAUUCCGCAAGUUGAAUGAAGACAACAAGGAUUUUCUUGAUUUUCUUUCCGAGAAAACCGGGAUGAAGGUCACCCUGAAUAACAUUUACCUAAUCCAUGACGCACAUCACAUAGAAAAAAUCUAUGGAAUGAGCCAACCGGACUGGUUGACGGAUGAGGUUUCUCAUCGCUUGAGGAACCUCUCACAGACCGCCAAUGAGUACAACUACGGUAUUGCUCAACCAUACCUACCAGAACUUAUUCGAUUGCGAGGAGGACCUUUACUCCGAACAAUCGUGGAUUUGAUGAAUCACAAACUCAAAUGCAACAAAGCUGACGCUGCUAAAGAUAAUUGUGCGUGGAUCAAGAACAUCAAAUACUAUGCAUAUUCAGCUCAUGACACUACGGUGGCAGCUCUCCUGACAACCUUCGGUGAUGAAAUGGAUGUAAUUCGUGGAGGCUUGCCGAAGUACACCGCUUCUGUGGCUAUGGAGCUGUGGGAACUUGAAGAGGGUCCUGCUGUUAGGAUUUUGUUCCACAGUGCUUUUCAUCACGGUUAUCAUUCCAUUACCCAUUUAACUAAAGGAUGCCCUGUGGAUAAAGAGUUCUGCCCACUUGAGACGUUUGAACACCGAAGCCUCAAGUUCAUGCCGUCCAACAUUGAGAAGGAAUGUCAACGAAAGGAGAAAAGCAACCGAAUUAAGUACACGCAUAGAAUCCGUAACAAGAUGUGGCGUUUGGCCUAAACAACACGUGUAUCUUACUUCAUAACUUCGCAAUCUUAUUUGUCCAUUUACUGGAUGAAG